AUGUCUACAGUAGUCGCUGCUCCCUUCCAGCAAUCUUCGACUUUCGCUUCCCAAUAUCACAACAUGUCCAGCAGCCCGACACAAGCCGCCAACCAGCGCAACACACGGCCGCCGCGUCCUCGCAAUGUCAACAUGCACCACGACCAGCAGAACACUCAGUCCGACUCGGGUCUUCCCUCGCAAGCGACCACUCCGAAGCCCAAGAAGACCAGGCCUAGGCAGCAGAACGACAACCGCGCCGCUUCCAACAGCGACGUCCCCAAGGCUACGAAUCCCCGUUCCAAGCCCGCUCACAAGUCGCCUACUGCCACCCCUGCGAAGCCCGCCGCCUACGCCGGUCCUACCUUCCAUGCCUCUCCCGCCGCUUCGAAUCUGCCCAUGCCAAAGUUCGCUUCAAAGUCCGUGCCCCCUGUCACCACAAGCAAUUCGAUGCAGGCCAAACUGGACGCCGAAUCCACAAAGCUCAAUGGACCUUCGCCAUCUCUUGACAAUGCGGUCCCUCAACCUCUGUCUCGGGAAAGAUCUCCGCUCGACAUCUUCUUCAAUGCCGACAGACAGGAGCGUGCUAGCAAGAGUUCUCCCUUAGCCCAGAGACGUCCUACACCACCAGAAGCAAAGGGCUUGUUCAAGUUGGACAUCGAUACAUCUAGUAGCCCGGCUGCUAAACACAAUCAGGCAGAGGUCGAUCGACAGGCUUAUACGCAGUCGCUCAAGAACUUCCUGAAUUUGCAGCCCUCUACUACCUCUCCCGCUCAGCCUCGUGCCCAGCCGAAUCCUGCAUUCCAGACGCCUCAACAGCAGCGUACCCUCGACGCUGACCCUUCAUUGCACUACGGCAACCGCAGCUUGACCCCGCUCUUCAAUGCUGUUCGCAAUGACCCCUCGUCGCCACAGGCGUCUGCAGGCCACUCGCAGCAACCUUUCGAUCCCCGUGCAUAUCUCGAGUCUCAGUCUCACUCGCCCUUCGUUUCACGUCCCCAACAUGCCGCACCAUCGCCGCAGCAGCAACACUAUCAGCAGCAGCAGCCCUAUCACAGUCCUGCGCAGUAUAUCGGUGCUCAUCGACCACAACCACCCCCUCCUCAGCGCCCAUUCCAGCCUGAGCAUUCUCCUGAUGUCAAGGGCAUGGAGGCCAAGCUCAGGGGAAUGCUUAAGCUGACCUAA
This is a messenger RNA of Aureobasidium subglaciale EXF-2481, 1164 nucleotides long. RefSeq lists its product as uncharacterized. Lineage: Eukaryota; Fungi; Ascomycota; Dothideomycetes; Dothideales; Saccotheciaceae. The transcript has a single exon. The coding region runs from base 1 to 1164 and encodes 387 amino acids. The record is from RefSeq and is a predicted model, not a curated record.